AUGAGCACGUCUCCAUCGGCGUCUAUUCUGAAAAAUACCGAUAUUCGCGUAGUCUGGGAAAGGAGCGGUUCACGGAAUAACAGCUCAGCGAGCACCAAGCCCUUUCUCCACUCCGCACCUCCGUCUGACCCACUACGGCAAGCGAGCAGACUCCCUAUCAAGAUCUUGAAGAUGCUUACUGCACGCUCGGGACACAUUUUGCACCCGGAGUACCUGCAGCCUUUGCCUUCGACACCAGUCAGUCCCAUCGAGUUAGAUGCCAAGAAGAGUCCGUUGGCACUUCUGGCGCAGACAUGCUCUCAGAUUGGCAAACCGGACCCACCGCCUUCUUCUAAAUUAUCCUCCGUGACGCCAAAUGGAUCUAGUGAGAAGGAAUCUAAAUCUGGCCCUUUGAAACUCAGCGACAUCGGUGUGGAUGACAAAUCAAGUUUUAAACCAUACUCCAAGCCUUCCGACAAGAAAGACUCGUCCUCGGGAGGAGAGAAGACUGGUUUCCGAGUGCCGAGCGCCACCUGCCAGCCGUUCACGCCGCGCACAGGCAGUCCCAACUCCAGCACGUCCGCCUCUCCUAUGCCGACAGAGGGCAAGUGUGGAGACAGAGACGACAAGAAGGAGGCAGACUGUAACAAAAAUGGCAGCUCGGACAGCUCAGGCACCACGAGUCACAGUCGGAUAAGUGUAAGUUGUGGUGGAAUUAACGUAGAGGUGAACCAGCACCAAGAGACGACGCCUGGCUCUAAAAACACUUCCUCCUCGGAGUCCUCUUCUGUAACUUCUGUUUCCUCUGCGUCUGUUCUCGGUUCAGGACUUGUAGCCCCCGUUUCUCCAUACAAACCAGGACAGACAGUUUUCCCCUUGCCUCCUGCUGGCAUGACGUACCCGGGGAGUUUGGCCGGGGCCUAUGCGGGCUACCCUCAGCACUUUCUGCCCCACGGGGGAAGUCUGGUGAACGCACAGUUAGCCAGCUCUCUGGGCUGCAGUAAGGCCGGCUCCAGCCCGCUGGCCGGGGCCUCUCCACCCUCCAUCAUGUCAGCCAGUCUCUGCAGAGACCCUUACUGCCUUAGCUAUCACUGUGCCAGUCACCUGGCAGGCGCUGGGGCAUCGUGCACGCACGAGUCUGCAGCCGCGGCCGCAGCGAACGCCCUCAAGUCCAGUUACCCCCUCAUGUACCCCACGCACCACAUCCACGGAGUCCACUCCUCAGCCCCCUCUUUUAGCGGACACCCCCUGUAUCCAUACGGCUUCAUGCUCCCCAAUGACCCCCUGCCUCAUGUGUGUAACUGGGUUUCUGCAAACGGACCGUGUGACAAGCGCUUUUCCAGCUCUGAGGAGCUGCUGAGCCACCUGCGGACUCACACUGCGUUCACCGGGGCCGACAAGCUCAUGUCGGGCUAUCCUGGCUCUUCGUCCUUGGCCAGCGCUGCUGCAGCCGCCAUGGCCUGUCACAUGCACAUGCCUCCUUCUGGGGCCCCAGGGAGCCCCGGGACUCUGGCCCUGAGGAGCCCGCACCACGCGCUUGGACUGAGCAGCAGAUAUCACCCCUACUCCAAAAGCCCCCUGCCCACCCCCGGUGCCCCAGUGCCCGUGCCCGCAGCCACUGGGCCCUACUAUUCCCCUUAUGCACUGUACGGCCAGAGACUGACUACAGCGUCUGCGCUUGGAUACCAGUGA
Molecule: messenger RNA, 1671 nt
Organism: Knipowitschia caucasica
Lineage: Eukaryota; Metazoa; Chordata; Actinopteri; Gobiiformes; Gobiidae
Source: the annotation of a GenBank genome assembly